Quercus robur (English oak) is the source of this 561-nucleotide messenger RNA. Its product is annotated as zinc finger BED domain-containing protein RICESLEEPER 2-like. The record is from RefSeq and is a predicted model, not a curated record. Gene Ontology annotation, molecular function: DNA binding; protein dimerization activity. Bases 1 to 561 code for a protein of 186 amino acids. NCBI's taxonomy places the organism in Eukaryota, Viridiplantae, Streptophyta, Magnoliopsida, Fagales, Fagaceae. The transcript has a single exon.
AUGAGUGAGACAUUUGACAUGUACUUUGACUAUUGUACUUCUGUUUCGGCAAUUGCAGCAGUUUUUGACCCACGGACAAAAUUGGACUUCGUGCAUUACUCGUUCACAGAGUUAUAUGGUGGGCAUACUAAGAAAUACUUAUUGAUUGAUGAUAUUCUUGGUCAUAUUUUUGAUGAAUAUGCAGAAGGCCGUAGCAGUCAAGCAUCUACUUCAUAUGAUGAUAACUAUUCUGAUAUACUAGAUAGGUGGUACAAGUCUAAAAGAGAUAUGAAUAAGGCUCAUUCACGAAGGGCCGAGCUCCAUCGAUAUUUAGAAGAGCCUAUACCUGAUUUUGAGGGAGAGUUUGACAUAUUGGGUUGGUGGCAUACAAAUAGUACAAAAUUUCCAACUCUUUUGAGGAUGGCUUGUGAUAUCUUGACAAUUCCACUGACUUCUAUAUCAGAUUCUGCUUUCAGUAUUGAAACUAUGACAAUCAAUCCAACCUUCAAUGGUUUGGAUCCUGACAUCAUAGAGGCCUUGGUAUGUGGGGAGAACUGGUUGGACAAUCCUAUUAGGAUGUAA